Colletes gigas is the source of this 1607-nucleotide messenger RNA. It is a transcript of the gene Spx, whose product is annotated as splicing factor 3B subunit 4. Gene Ontology annotation, cellular component: nucleolus; U12-type spliceosomal complex. The transcript is spliced from 4 exons. Lineage: Eukaryota; Metazoa; Arthropoda; Insecta; Hymenoptera; Colletidae. Gene Ontology annotation, molecular function: RNA binding. Gene Ontology annotation, biological process: positive regulation of mRNA splicing, via spliceosome. The record is from RefSeq and is a predicted model, not a curated record. The coding region runs from base 224 to 1462 and encodes 412 amino acids.
UGCCAUGAUAUGUAUUCAGUAAGUAACUUGUUCAUUGGAUUGACAAUCUAUUGCGUACAAAGUUUAAAUAUUACCAUCUAGCUUUUGAUCUGCGUAACAACUAAAAACUCGUAUAUCGUUCGCUGUAUUCCCCGUAAACGUUGGAAAUUAAUAAACACAAUGUUUGCGAUAUCAUAUGCAUACAUGUAAAUCCACAGACUCCGGCUAAGGCUAAACAGUAAUUAUGGCGGCCGGCCCCAUUGCAGAACGUAAUCAAGAUGCUACAAUAUAUGUGGGUGGUUUGGAUGACAAAGUUACGGAGUCCCUUAUGUGGGAACUAUUUGUACAAUCAGGACCAGUGGUUAAUGUCCAUAUGCCUAAGGACAGGGUGACACAAAUGCAUCAGGGCUACGGAUUUGUCGAAUUCAUGGGAGAAGAAGAUGCAGACUAUGCUAUUAAAAUAAUGAAUAUGAUAAAACUGUAUGGGAAACCAAUAAGGGUGAAUAAAGCAAGUGCUCAUCAAAAGAACCUGGAUGUUGGAGCUAACAUUUUCAUUGGAAAUCUUGAUCCAGAAGUAGACGAGAAAUUAUUGUACGAUACUUUCAGUGCGUUUGGCGUAAUUCUUCAAACACCAAAGAUAAUGAGAGAUCCUGAAACAGGAAAUUCAAAAGGUUUUGCAUUUAUAAACUUCGCCUCGUUCGAUGCAUCCGAUGCAAGUAUAGAAGCGAUGAACGGGCAAUACUUGUGCAACAGGCCUAUUUCUGUAUCGUACGCUUUCAAACGUGAUGCUAAAGGAGAAAGGCACGGCAGUGCAGCCGAAAGAUUGCUAGCCGCACAGAAUCCACUGAGCCAAGCGGAUAGGCCUCAUCAAUUGUUCGCUGACGCUCCUCCGCUAGCGCCACCUCCAAUGCCAAAUUCAAAUCCGGCGUCUCAUCAGCCUACUCAUCAUCCUCAACAUCACGUGAUGCAUCACGGAAUGGUGGUUCCACCACCGCCGCCACCGUCAACGCCUGGACCACCAAUGGGUCAUCCUCCUCCACCUCCUGUUCCUCCUCCGCCAUCGAGUGGAUUUCCUCCGUCGAGUAUUCCUCCGCCUCCGUUGCCACCUAUGUCGAUGGCAGCUCAUCCUCCUUUACCACCCGGUAUGCCACCUCCGUUACCACCUAUGCCUGUUCCAACGUCUCAAGCUCAAGGGACACCAAGGAUGAUGGCGCCGCCACCUCACUGGAGCGUCGGUGGCCCGCCACAAGGCCAAUUUCCACCUCCCCCGCCUCCCUCUUCCACCGGAGCACCACCUCCUCAGUUUGGGCAAUUUCAACCUCCGCCACCGCGUCCUCCACCUGGCUGGAGACAUCCACCUCCUCCCCCUGUAUCUCAAGGAGGACCACCACCACCUCCGCCGCCACCGCCACAAUUUCGACCACCAUUCCCACCGAGAGGCCCACCUCCGCCACCACCACCCCACGAUACGAAUCAAUAUUAAGAUUACUGUUUGUCUCAGUUUCCGACGUGUUCCUUAAGACUUGUCGAAACGUAACGUAAGGAUUUUUACUAUGUUCACGAUGUUCAAUCUGACUGAAGGUAUAGACUGUACAAAGGUGUAUUUCGUACAAGAAUUUCAUAAUAAA